This is a messenger RNA of Anolis sagrei ordinatus, 2838 nucleotides long. It is a transcript of the gene NAPEPLD, whose product is annotated as N-acyl phosphatidylethanolamine phospholipase D. Lineage: Eukaryota; Metazoa; Chordata; Lepidosauria; Squamata; Anolidae. Gene Ontology annotation, molecular function: N-acylphosphatidylethanolamine-specific phospholipase D activity. The record is from RefSeq and is a predicted model, not a curated record. Gene Ontology annotation, cellular component: membrane-bounded organelle; cytoplasm. Gene Ontology annotation, biological process: N-acylethanolamine metabolic process; N-acylphosphatidylethanolamine metabolic process.
GGGCUCUGCCUGCCUGCCGGGAGCCCGCGUCUGAUGGUGGGCCGGCGCUGCCUCCGUCUGCUCUCGCUGCCUCUGAAGCCGGCGCCGCAGUUGAGGGACGCCUCGCCGCCGCAGAAGAGCCUCUGCGCCAUGGAGGACGAGGAGGAGGACCUGCCCCGAGAGAGUUCCCCACCAAAUGAUAUGACUGAAGAGCAACCGUUCUCGGCUUGCAAUGAAAAUCCAAAUGGAGCGGUAAGAAGACGGCAAAAUUCAAGUCAAGGUUCUCGGAGCAGUGAUUCUUCUAGGACAUCUAGAAAAAGCUUCAGAUUAGAUUAUAGGUUGGAGGAAGAUGUGACAAAAUCAAAGAAGGGCAAAGAUGGAAGGUUUGUCAACCCCUGGCCAACAUGGAAGGCCCCAUCUUUCCCAAACAUUUUGAAGUGGGCUCUUACAGAAAAGGACAACAGCAAGAUCCCAUCUUCAAAGCAGGAUCUUGACAAAGAGCUUCCAGUAUUGAAACCUUACUUUGUCGAAAAUCCUGAACUAAUUGGAAAAACAGGAUCUGGCAUGCGCGUAACAUGGCUUGGACAUGCUUCAGUGAUGGUGGAGAUGGAUGAACUUGUAUUUCUUACUGAUCCCAUCUUCAGCCAGCGGGCUUCUCCAGUACAGUUUGGGGGCCCAAAGCGUUUCCGAGGGCCGCCUUGUACAGUGGAUCAGCUCCCCAAGAUAGAUGCAGUGAUGAUCAGCCACAACCAUUAUGACCACCUGGACUACCACAGUGUUGUGAAUUUAAACAACCGCUUUGGCAGUGACCUGAGAUGGUUUGUUCCGCUGGGUCUUUUAGACUGGAUGCAGAAAUGUGGCUGUGAGAAUGUAAUUGAAUUGGACUGGUGGGGAGAAAACUGUGUCCCUGGCCAUGAUGCCGUUACUUUCGUCUUCACUCCUGCUCAACACUGGUCCAAGAGGACUGCAAUGGACGACAACAGAUCUCUCUGGGGGAGUUGGUCUGUCUUGGGACCUUGGAAUAGAUUUUUCUUUGCUGGAGACACUGGCUAUUGUGUUGCUUUUGAGGAGAUAGGGAAGCGGUUUGGACCUUUUGAUCUGGCAGCUAUUCCCAUUGGAGCAUAUGAACCAAGGUGGUUUAUGAAGUACCAACAUGUGGAUCCUGAAGAAGCUGUAAGGAUUCACAUUGAUGUUCAAACAAAGAAAUCUGUUGGAGUUCACUGGGGGACCUUUGCUUUAGCAAAUGAGUACUACUUGGAUCCUCCAGCUAAACUGAAGGAAGCUCUUGAGAAAUACGGAUUGAAAACUGAAGAUUUCUUUGUCCUGAACCAUGGAGAAUCGCGAGACCUCAAUAUAAAUGACGAUGGAUUUGAAUAAAAUUACAAAAAUCCGAUUUCUUAAUGACUUCCACCUGAAGAAACAGUUGGAAUUGAUACCUUUUUUGUAAAAAUUUAAACAAGAUUUUUAAAAUUCAGAUAUUUUGUUUAGUUAUCCAGUGGUCCCACCUAAACCUUUGCAUACUAGCCUUCUAAAAUGAUGUUUGUAAUGGAUGAAAUUACAGUGGUGGUAUUAACUUAGUGCAGAGGAUUACAUUGCCUGUGAAUUGAAAUUAUAAUACUUACAAGUUGUUGAUUCUUUUCCUCUCUACAGAAAUGCCACUAUAAAUCACCUGUUAGGACUUCGCUACUAUAUUUCCCUGCAUAAUAGUUGCACUUUCCCUUUUUUCAUUGAAAAAAUAGAGGUGCAACUAUGACGCGGUGAAAAACAGGUGUGCAGCUACAGGGUUUCCUUUGGCUCAAAGCUAAAGGAAGUCUCGUGGCUGGCUGAAAGGGGUGCCACUAUUGGUAUUAACUUAGUGCAGAGGAUUACAUUGCCUGUGAAUUGAAAUAUCAUACUUACAAGUUGUUGAUUCUUUUCCUCUCUACAGAAAUGCCACUAUAAAUCACCUGUUAGGACUUCACUACUAUAUUUCUCUGCAUAAUAGUUGCACUUUGCCUUUUUUCAUUGAAAAAAUAGAGAUGCAACUAUUACGUGGUGAAAAAUAGGUGUGCAGCUACAGGGUUUCCUUUGGCUCACAGCUAAAGGAAGUCUCGUGGCUGCAAGGGGUGCCACUAUUAUGCAAGGAACAGCAAGAAACCAUUUUGGGACCCCCAAAAUCAGGGUGCAACAUAUGCAGUGGUGACUAUUAUGCGAUGAAAUAUAGUACCUUAGAAACUGUCUUAGACAUUUAGUGCCAAUCCCCUAUCUGAUCUAAAAAGUGGCUUUCUCUUUCAACAAUGGAGAAGUUACUGUGAAAAGAGGUACUGCAUUCCCCUUCUGUGGCCCCCGGGCAGCUGCCGAAGGUCCUGGCCCUGCUGCUGGGCUUCUCCACAAUGGCCGCCAUGCUUGUUCAUGCAGACUUUGUACCUACCAACAAGGAUGCUGUAGGCUCCUGACAGAAAAGGUGAUUUGUAUAUACAGAUUGGCUCCUGCAUGCACUUGAAUUCAGGCCUGCUGCAGCAGAUGAACACAAUGUCUCACAAAAACAGGCUGGUUUGCAUGGGGAGAUAUAUGGCUGUGCGUUUUGCCUCAUACGCACUUUUAUCCACUCCUCACUGACUGCAUUUAAGACACCACUUAAUGCCUGCGGAGUGCAGGUUGAAGCCACAGUAGUCCACUCUCUUUCACUAAUCAUCAUCAGGAGCACACAUACAUCCAUGGUGUUGUGACAUUAGCCAACAGGACUCGCACUUACUUCCUACUAAACAUGAGUAUUCAUAGCAGGCUAUUGGGUGGCAGUCUUGUAUAUGAAUUAAUAGCACUUAAUUGGAAGCAGAUGCCACAGAAAUCUGAGUAUCUAGGAUUGGAACUUCCAUUUAU